Molecule: messenger RNA, 13590 nt
Organism: Nomia melanderi (Alkali bee)
Lineage: Eukaryota; Metazoa; Arthropoda; Insecta; Hymenoptera; Halictidae
Product: dynein beta chain, ciliary
Biological process (GO): microtubule-based movement
Cellular component (GO): dynein complex
Molecular function (GO): minus-end-directed microtubule motor activity; dynein intermediate chain binding; dynein light intermediate chain binding
Source: RefSeq, a predicted model, not a curated record
AUGGUUGAUAAAGAAGAGAAAAAGGAAGAAGAUGAACGGUUCGAAUAUAUUUAUACUUACCUUACGUAUACGAGGAAAUUGAAGGCUGACAGAUGGACAAAAAUGAUAUCAAACGUUGAUUUUAAGGAUCUUAUUACCAAGUUUUUUGGUACACCAUCCGAGAUGAUCCUUGUUUUGCAAUUGACACCAGCUGGUCUCUUGGUGCCUUAUCUAGAAAUAACGCAAUCUAAGAGAAAGCAGACGUACUUCUUGAAGAGGCGACCCCAACUAGUCACCGAGGCUAAUUACAAGGACUUGCUGAUACCGGGUGACAUGGCGCCGAAUCCGAUCGAGGAGUUAGCCGUUCUUGUCGAGGAUGCAUACGUUCCCAUUCUAUCUAAUCCAAGAAAUCACGUUGGCUGGCCGGAAGUCGCACGAGCAGACGUAAAACAGCAAAUAUAUAAUUUACGAAGUAUAAUCUGGCAGGUCAAGGGGAAGAUAACAGGUCAAACGUUGCUUCCGAUGCCAAUGGAUAUCCAAGAUAUUCUCGAACGGGAGCAUUUAUCUCCGAUUGAUGCUAAAACUCUAGAAUUAAAGAGUAAUAUAGAAAAAAUCGUAAUAAAAUGGGCAACUCAAAUUAAUGAGAUUUUAAACGAAGAGUUCACAAAGAAGAAUGGAUCACCCGUGCCAGAACAGUCUGAGUUAAAUUAUUGGAACAUGAGGCUAAAAAACAUGGAGUCACUUUACCGACAGUUGAAAGAUCCGAGAGUAGUCAGCAUGGGCAUCUUUUUGGAACAAAUGGAAAGUCCUUACGCGGAAUAUUUCAAGAAUUUAAUAAAAAAUGUAGCUGCAUCGUUACUCGAAACCAGAGACAUAAAUUUGUACUUGAAACCACUGGAGUUCUAUUUCCGAGAAAUCGAGAGUUCUGAAUUCAAAGAUCUAGGAAUAAAAUUGAAAUCUUUACUGCAUUGUGCUUGCUUAAUGUGGUCGAACUCAAAAUAUUACACUCUGGAAAGAAUGAUCGCCCUGCUACGAGAAAUUUCAAAUUUGCUGAUAUCUCAGUCAGUGAAGUAUAUAAAUCCGUCAACUUUAUUCGAGGGUGACAUUGAGGAGAACAAAGCAAAAAUAUCGGAAGUGAUACCCCUCCUUGAUUUUUAUCAAGACACAUUUCGGAUGUUUAAGGAAAAAAUUGAAAAUUAUUUUAAGGGACCCGUGGAACCUGUACCGUGGGCAUUCCACGAAAAAUUAGUUUUCGAUAGGAUACAGAAGUUUGAAAAAAGACUUAAAGAAAUCCAGUCGUUAUUUGACGUUGUUCUGGACUACUUGAAAUUAGAAAGAAUAGAAAUGGCGGGUUUAAAAGCAAGAUCACUACUUAAUAUGAUCAUCGAAAUUUACGAAGAAUUUAUGAAAUUAUAUCAGUCUUUUGGGGACGUGACUUACGAAGCUCUGUCACCUGAUGAAACUCAGUUUACUAGAGACUUAGAAAAAUUCUUCGUCAAAGUGGAAGAAUUUGAUCGACGUUUAGCAAGUAUUUUUGAACAAGCAUUUGCAGAGUGUCACAAUCUAGAAUCGGCUUUUAAAAUUAUCUGGAUGUUGGGUUCCAUUGCGAAUAGACCUGUAAUUAUGUCUCAGUUGUGGGAUAAUUAUGAAAACGUGGUUGAAAGAAUGGAUAGACAUUUCAGCAACGUAAAGAUAUUGUUCGAUGAAAAUUUUGUGAAGAGAGACCAACGAGCACUACGUAUAGCUGUCAACCAGUAUUUCCCACCAGUAGCUGGUGCUUUGUGCUUGUUAAUGAAGUUACGUGAAAGAUAUCAUUUUCCAAUUGAAUGUGCAAAAUUGUGCGAUCAUCCCCUAAUCACAGCGAAAAUGGAGAGUGAGCUCAAGAGCAAAUAUCAAGAACUCGAAUCGCUCAUCAGUCAAAAGGAGCAGCAGAUUUACAAUGCGUGGGCAGAAACAGUCCCAGAUAUUACGGAGACAUAUUUGUCCAAACCAUUGUUAAGAGUUGGACACGAUAGACAACUGGAAAUGAAUUUCGAUCCUGAACUAACUACUUUGUUGAGGGAAAUUCGUUAUAUGAUUAUAAUGAAGAGGACCGAUCUGUCAGAAGAGGCGAUUAAUUUUUAUAACGGGUCGGAGUUCUACUUCAAGAGCACUUACAAUCUCAAUUUAAUUGUAAAUUGGUACAACAAAAUACGAAGUGAAAGUGUUCCUGUAGAAUUUCAAUUGGUACAAGAAGAAAUCGAAGAAAUUGACAAAUUCAUUGAUUAUGGCCAAGAAAAUUAUAAUUGGAAAUCCAAUGAGGUACCGGAAUACAUAGAUAAUUUGCUGUCGAUGGUUCGGAAAUUGCAUGUACGAGUGUUUCGAGCACAGGAGAACUUGAAGAAUAUUAUGGACAGAUUGUAUACCUGGGCAAUGAUGCCGGUUCUGUAUCGCAAGGACGCGAGGGAUGAAAAUUUAUUGUCAAUCACAGACAAAGAUGAUAAAUUUGAAGAGAGAUACACAGAAAUCAAAGAAACUGCCGAAGAACUGAAACGAGUGUUAGAAGAAAAUUACAAGUUAUAUUUUGAUCUAUUGCCAGAGAAUUUUUAUGAGAAGGACGAGGCAGAGUUUCAGGAUGAUUACCUACUAGAAGAAUCAGAAAUUUUAGAAGAAGUUGUACAAGAAAUGUCAAGUGCAGUGGAGGAGGUGGAAGAGCAAUCACCAGGAGAACAGGAGGAAAUGGUAGAGGAAGAAGAAGUUGAUGAAGAAACGCAAGCACUUCGACGUGAAAAAUGGCAGCCUUAUCUCACCUACGUUGACAAUUUAAUUUCGAAAGGUCUCAUUCAAGCUGUAUCCACAAGUAUUUGCUAUAUACUGGAUGAAACUGAUCCCGAAGGCAACAUGUAUCCUUUAUUCGAGAUACAAUUGUAUUUAGAGAACCCUCGUAUCAGCUUUCGACCGCCACUGGAAAUUGACAAUCCCGAAGGAUUCUACAGCUUCUUCGAAGCGCUUUUACUUGACAUGAUAAAGAUGGGUACACUGAUUCCUCGCGUCGAUCCUCAAAUUGCCGAAGAACAAGAGCAUUACAUGGUUGACCUGACAGAAGAAGAUGGUAUUGUCUUUAUGUUAGAAGAGACUUGCAACAGAGUGAAACUCGCUCUAGCAGAUAUCAAAGAACACGCUCAGAUAUACGAGGUGUUCAGUUGGUUGUGGCUAGACGACAAACAGGAAUAUUUAGACUAUUUUCUUCAAUACGGCCAAUACGUAUCAAUCGAGGAUAGAGAGAUGCUCGCAGAACAUUCAGAUUACGUCCCCGAAAAUUUGAAACCGAAGAAGCCGGAUCUGUCGGAUUUCAAACAGGAAAUUGAUUAUUUCAUGGAUCUGUAUCAUAAAUGCGAUCAAAUGCCGAAUGAACAUAUCGCUUGCCAAUGGCUGAGACUGGAUAUCAAACCGUUCAAGCAGUCCCUUUUAAAUCUCAUUUGCAAGUGGGCUAACAUUCUCAAGGAGUAUUUGCUCAACCGUAUCACCACUCAAUUGGAAGACUUGGUAGAGUUCUUAACAUCAGCGAUGGACAAUUUUUCGCAAUCCAUUCAAGAAGAUGAUUACGACGCGCUUUUAGUCACUAUCUCUUACUUGAAACAAAUAAGAGAUCGACAGUUCGAGAUAGAAGAUAUGUUUGAUCCAAUCAAGAAAACAAUAGAACUUUUACAACAAUACCAAGUGGUUAUAAAUCCGAAAAUUUUCGACUGGUUGACAGAACUGCCUCAUCUGUGGGAAACACUGAAAAAAGUAGCAGCUCAAGUUAAACAAGUCGUUCAGCCUUUAAUGACUCGUCAAAUCGAACUUCUAAAAAAAAGACUGAGCUACUAUGAUUUCAAGCAGCAACGUUUUCUUGAUAAUUUUCAUGAAAACGAUGUUUUCAGUCCCGAAUGUACCGAUCCCUACGAAAAAUUGAAUAAAAUUCGCAAAGAUGUUGUGAAAUUUCUAAGCGAAGAGAAGAAUCUGAAAGAUCAGACUGUCAUUUUUGAACAAGAAAUGCCCGAGUUCAAAGUAAAUCGGCAAGUGCAAAGGGAAAUGCAAUUUCUGAAAACGUUAUGGGAUUACGUGAAUGUAAUCAGCACCAGCUUAAACGAAUGGAAAAAGACCACUUGGAAAAAGAUCGAUGUCGAAUGGAUGGAUCAAGAGUGCAAAAAACUUCUCAGAGAAUUAAGACAAUUGGACAAAGACAUACGCGGUUGGAAAUUGUACGCGGACAUUGAAGCUCAAGUGCGAAACAUGAUGGCGUCGUUAAGAGCAGUCUCGGAAUUGCAGAACCCGGCAAUUAGAGACAGACAUUGGAGAGAAUUAAUGGCAGAAACCCGGGUUACAUUUAUCAUGACUGAUAAUACCACGUUAGAAGACUUACUCAAGCUUGAAUUGCAUAAAUAUGAAGAAGAAGUAAAAAACAUCGUGGCUAAAUCAGUUAAAGAAAUGGCAAUGGAAAAAAUUUUGAAAGAACUUCACGAUACCUGGAGCACACUCGAAUUUGGCAAGGAAAUACACGAUCGUACGAAAUUGAAUGUUCUAAAAAUUGAUGAGGAAACUAUAGAAACUCUUGAAGAUAAUCAGGUUCAACUGCAGAACAUGUUGGGUUCAAAAUUUGUAGGAUAUUUUCUGGAAGAAAUUUUGGACUGGCAAAAGAAAUUAAGUAACGCAGACGCCAUUAUUAAUGCCUGGUUCGAAGUUCAGAGAGCGUGGAUGCAUCUCGAAAGUAUUUUUAUCGGCUCGGAAGAUAUUAGGAGUCAGCUGCCGGAAGAAUCAAAGCGAUUUGAAAAAAUCGACAAAGAUUUUAAAGAACUGUUGAGAGAAAUGCUGAACAAUUUGAACAUAGUAAAAGCGACUAAUCGUCCAAAGCUUUUGGAGAAAUUGGAAGAACUACAGGUUCAGUUGAACGUCUGCGAGAAAGCUCUGGCGGAUUAUUUGGAAACGAAAAGGCUAAUUUAUCCAAGAUUUUACUUUAUUUCUUCGGCUGAUCUUUUAGACAUUUUGAGCAAUGGUAACAAUCCGGAAUUAGUUUGUAAACACUUGUCAAAAUUAUACGAUUCUAUUGCAAAUUUAUUAUGGAAAAUGGAUGGUGACAAGCCGACGAAAACUGCUACGGUAAUGGUUGCCAAGGACGGUGAAAAAAUGACGAUUCAUGGAUUGUGCGAUUGUAGUGGGAAGGUAGAAAAUUGGUUAAACAACGUGACAGAUGCUAUGAAGAAAACAGUUCGACAUCAUAUUUCCCAAGCAGUAAGCAAUUACGAUGAAAAACCGAGAGAGCAAUGGAUUUUCGACCAUCAAGCUCAACCAGCCCUGUGCGGAAGUCAAAUAUGGUGGACGACCGAGGUGAAUAUGGCUUUUCGGAGGCUUGAAGAAGGUUUUGAAAAUGCAUUCAAGGAUUAUCAACGGAAACAAAUCAAUCAGCUCAAUGCCCUGAUUGCGAUACUUUGUGGGGAUUUGGAUCUUAGCGAUAGAAUAAAGAUUAUGACUAUCUGCACUAUUGACGUGCACGCUAGAGACGUUGUCGCAAAGAUGAUCGCAAUGAAAGCGGAGAAUUCUGCUAGUUUUCAAUGGCAAUCUCAACUUAGACACAGGUGGGAUGAUAAAGCUCACGAUUGCUUCGCCGAUAUAUGCGACGCAACUUUUAGAUACAGUCACGAAUAUUUAGGGAACGUCCCGCGAUUGGUGAUAACGCCGUUAACUGACAGAUGCUACAUAACUCUAACGCAAUCGUUGCAUCUUAUAAUGGGCGGAGCGCCAGCUGGUCCUGCUGGAACAGGCAAAACGGAAACCACGAAAGAUCUAGGGCGAGCAUUGGGUCAAAUGGUAUAUGUCUUCAAUUGUUCUGAACAAAUGGAUUACAAGUCUUGCGGAAAUAUUUAUAAAGGGCUCGCACAAGUUGGAGCAUGGGGUUGUUUCGAUGAAUUCAACCGCAUUUCCGUGGAAGUUCUUUCGGUGGUUGCCGUACAAGUGAAAUCGGUUCUAGACGGAGUGAAAAGUGGUAAAUCGACGUUUUUAUUCUUUGGUGAAGAACUGAAUCUUGUUAGUACCGUUGGAAUGUUCAUCACGAUGAAUCCAGGAUACGCUGGAAGAACGGAAUUGCCUGAAAACUUGAAAACUUUAUUCCGGCCUUGCGCAAUGGUGGUCCCGGAUUUCGAUUUGAUUUGCGAGAUCAUGCUGGUAGCGGAAGGUUUUCAGGAAGCUCGAUUAUUAGCAAGAAAAUUUAUAACGCUUUAUCAGCUCUGCCGAGAACUUUUAUCGAAACAAGAUCACUACGAUUGGGGUUUAAGAGCGAUUAAAUCGGUUUUGGUCGUUGCUGGGAAACUGAAAAGGGACGACCCGCAGAGAGACGAAGAUCAGGUGUUAAUGAGAGCGCUUAGAGAUUUCAAUAUCCCAAAAAUUGUAACGGAUGAUGUACCUGUCUUUAUGGGACUUAUUGGUGAUUUAUUCCCCGCUUUGGAUGUACCACGUAAAAGGGAUAUAGAUUUCGAGAUAACAGUUAAAGAGUCUGCAGUUGAUUUAAAAUUGCAACCAGAAGAUGGUUUCAUAUUAAAAGUGGUUCAAUUGGAAGAAUUACUUAACGUUCGGCAUUCAGUUUUCAUCGUUGGCUUCGCGGGAACCGGAAAGACACAAGUUUGGAAAACACUGAAUCGAACGUAUUUCAAUCAGAAGCUGAAACCGUAUUACAACGAUCUGAAUCCGAAAGCUGUGACUAAUGACGAAUUGUUUGGUAUCAUUAAUCCGGCCACUCGAGAAUGGAAAGACGGAUUGUUUUCAAUGAUAAUGAGAGACCAAGCAAAUAUGACGGGAAAUGAUCCAAAGUGGAUCAUUUUUGAUGGUGAUAUUGAUCCCAUGUGGAUCGAAUCUUUAAAUACUGUCAUGGACGACAAUAAAGUAUUGACGUUAGCCAGUAACGAAAGAAUUGCAUUAACGAAUCAAAUGAGACUUCUUUUUGAAAUUUCUAACCUCCGAACGGCUACACCAGCUACAGUAUCCAGAGCUGGAAUUCUUUAUAUUAAUCCACAAGACAUCGGAUGGUACCCAUUUACAGUCAGCUGGAUAGAGACGAGAGAUCCUUCCGAGAGAGCAAAUUUGACGAUACUAUUCGACAAAUAUGUCCCGCCGUUGGUAGAAGUGAUGAAGCACAGAUUUAAAAAAAUCACUCCGCUGGCAGAUAUUUGCCACGUGCAAAUGCUUUGCAAUUUGUUAGAUUGUUUCCUUACGCCGGCAAACGUGCCACCAGACUGCCCGAAGGAAUGGCACGAAUUGUAUUUCGUAUUUGCUUGCAUUUGGGCGUUCGGAUCAGCAACCUUUCAAGACCAAUUAAUCGAUUGGCGAAACGAGUUCAAUAAAUGGUGGCAAAAUGAAUUUAAGACGAUCAAAUUUCCAGCUGGAGGGAAUAUAUUUAAUUACUUCAUUGAAGAAGAAACGAAAAAGCUGUUGCCUUGGACUGAGAAGGUGCAAACCUUCGAACUCGAUCCCGAUACACCUUUACAGUCCACUCUUGUGCCUACCGGUGAUACGGUGUACUUGCACUUCUUCCUGGACAUACUCAUCAAGAAAAGAGUACCAGUAAUGUUAAUAGGUGCCGCAGGUUCAGGGAAAAGUGUAAUCGUUGCUGAGAAAUUGAGUUCUCUUCCUGAUGAUUACAAGAUUGCAAAUGUGCCUCUUAAUUAUUACACCACUUCUGAAAUGUUACAAAGCAGCAUGGAAAAGUAUUUGGAAAAAAAGACAGGUAGAAAUUAUGGACCACCGGGUAUGAGCAAGUUAAUAUAUUUUAUCGACGACAUGAACAUGCCUGAAGUAGACACUUACGGCACUGUCCAGCCCCAUACGCUUAUUAGACAACAUAUUGACUACACUCACUGGUACGACAGAACGAAGCUGACUUUAAAAGAAAUCCACAACACGCAGUACGUAUCCUGUAUGAAUCCCACAGCAGGAAGCUUCACGAUAAACGCUCGUUUGCAAAGGCACUUCGCUGUUUUCGCAGUCAACUUUCCAUCCGAGGAUAAUUUAAUCAGGAUCUAUAGCCAAAUGCUGGAGCAACACCUAACGAAUCCUUUUAACAAAUUCAACGCGUCGCUAACAAACAUUUCGGAGUCCUUAUUAGCGGCAGCACUAUUCUGUCAUAAUAAAAUUUCAAGCACGUUUUUGCCGACUGCAGUUAAAUUUCAUUAUGUAUUCAAUCUACGUGAUCUUUCAAAUAUAUUUCAAGGUAUUCUCUUCGCUAAUGGUGAAACCGUACCGACACCGAACCAUUUAAUAAGAUUGUACGUCCACGAAGCAACGAGAGUAUAUUCUGAUAAAUUAAUCAACGCUGAAGACAAGAACACAUUUCAGCAAUUAUUGAAAGCAUCACUUCUGAAACAUAUAUCUGAAAUGGAUGAAAAUAUUAUAUAUUCUGAGCCAAUAAUAUUUUGCCAUUUCGCGGAGGGAAUCGGUGAACCGAAAUAUAUGCCAAUAAGAGAUUGGCAACAAUUGACAAAAUUGUUACAGGAAGCUUUAUAUAAUUAUAAUGAUCUGGUAUCAGCAAUGAAUUUAGUACUAUUCGAAGAUGCAAUGUACCAAGUGUGUCAAAUAAAUCGUAUUUUAGAAUCACCAAGAGGGAACGCUCUUCUGGUAGGGGUUGGAGGAAGCGGAAAACAGUCUCUUUCUUCUCUUGCAUCUUUUAUUGCAGGAUUAGAGGUUUUCCAAAUGCAAUUAAAAACAGGAUAUUCUAUAAAUGACCUCCGAACCGACUUAGCAGGUCUAUACUCGAAGGCAGGAUUAAAAUCAAUCGGAAUAACAUUCUUGAUGACUGAUUCUCACGUUGCCGAUGAAAGAUUCUUGGUCCUAAUAAAUGAUAUGUUGGCCUUCGGUGAAAUUUCAGAAUUAUUCCCGGACGAGGAUAUCGAUAACAUAGUGAAUGCUAUGAGAAAUGAGGUAAAACAAACCGGUAUGAUGGACACCAAUGAAAACUGUUGGAAAUUUUUCAUCGAUCGUGUUCGAAGUCGAUUAAAAUGUAUCCUUUGUUUUUCUCCUGUUGGUUCAACAUUACGGAACAGAGCCAGACAAUUUCCUGCGAUAGUGAACAAUACUUCGAUCAAUUGGGUACAAAGUUGGCCACUAGAAGCUUUGAGAUCGGUUUCCACUAGAUUCUUAGAAGAAUUAGAAGAACUUCCGAAACCAUAUAAGAAUUCAGCGUCCAUAUUUAUGUCGUUCGCACAUACCAGCGUCAACGAUAUUUCCGCAUUGUAUUUGCAAAACGAAAGAAGAUACAAUUAUACAACCCCGAAGUCAUUCUUGGAACAAAUCGCUUUAUAUUCGAAGUUGCUUAUAGAGAGAACUUACGAUAUAAAAGCAAUGAUAGAAAGAUUAAAGAGUGGUCUUGAAAAGUUGAAAUCCUGCGCUGGUCAAGUAAGCGAGUUGAGAGUUGUCUUAGCAGCUCAAGAAAUUGAACUAAAAAAGAAGAAUGAAAUUGCGGACAAAAUCCUUGCAGAAGUUCGGGCCGAAAACACUAAGGCUGAAGCUGAAAAAGCCAUUGUAUCCGCCGAAGAAGCUAAAAUAGCGGAAAUAAAAGAAACUGUAGCGGAGAGACAAAAACGAUGCGAUGAAGAUUUAGCGAAAGCAGAACCAGCCGUUCGACAAGCGGAAGCUGCUCUUGACACUCUGAAUAAAAAUAAUUUAACUGAACUGAAAUCCUUUGGAACACCGCCAGACCAAGUAGCAAUGGUAGCACAGGCUGUAUUAGUCUUGUUUGCUCCCAGAGGACAGAUCCCUAAGGACAGAAGUUGGAAAGCAUGUAAAGCAAUGAUGGGACAUGUUGACGGAUUUCUCUCGCAACUACGAAAUUACGACAAAGAAAACAUACAUCCUGAAAUCGUUAAAGCCAUUCAAGCCUACAUCAAUAACAAAGAAUUUGAUCCUGAGAUUAUUUAUUCAAAAUCUCAAGCGGCCGCUGGCCUCUGCAGUUGGGUCAGAAAUAUCAUGGUUUUCCAUUACAUUAACGAAACUGUGAAGCCACUGAGAGCUGCACUUGCGCAAGCUAAUGCCGAGCUUAAGGCUGCAAUGGACCACUUAAACGCUUUGAGAGCACGUUUAGCGGAACUACAAAAAGUGCUCGAUAUCUUGGGAGAAAGAAUGAAUACAGCGUUACAGGAGAAACAGAAAUGCCAGGAUGAAGCUGAUGCUACUGCAUUGACAAUUGAUCUUGCAAAUAGACUGGUCAAUGGAUUAGCUUCGGAAAAAAUUCGGUGGAAUGAAACCAUCGAAACGUUGAACGAUUCAAGAGAAACUGUGCCAGGUGAUGUUCUGCUUGUAACAGCAUUUCUUUCGUACAUGGGAUGUUUCACACGGAAAUAUAGGCACGAUUUAAUGAACGAAAAUUGGCUACCGUUUUUGGAGAAUUUGCAAGUAAAAAUACCAAGAUCCAAGGACCUAGACAUUUUGUCGCUGCUGUCUGAUGACGCACAAAUUGCCCAAUGGAACAACGAAGGACUGCCAACCGAUAAAAUGUCAUCUGAAAAUGCAACAAUAUUAAUGAAAUCCUCAAGAUGGCCUUUAAUGAUAGAUCCACAGUUGCAAGGAUUGAAAUGGAUAAAAAAUCGAUACGGAGAAGAAUUACAAGUGCUCAGGCUCACUCAACCGAAUUAUUUAAAUUUAAUUGAAAUUUCAAUUGCGAACGGGGGAACGGUUUUAAUUGAAAAUAUCAUGGAAGCAAUUGAUCCUGUAUUGGAUCCUGUUAUUAAGAGAGAUUUAAUAAAGAAAGGAAGGGCCAUCAAAAUCUGGGACAAGGAAAUCGAUUACGAUCACCGAUUUCGGCUGAUCCUGCAAACAAAGUUGGCAAAUCCUCAUUACAAGCCGGAGAUACAAGCGCAGACGACUCUUAUCAAUUUUACCGUAACGAAAGACGGUUUAGAGGAACAACUCCUAGGCGAUGUUGUCAAAGCAGAGAGGCCUGAUUUAGAAGCCAAAAAAGCUGAGUUGACCACGCAACAGAAUACAUUUAAAAUUACAUUAAAGGCACUGGAAGAUGAUCUUUUGCACAGACUAUCGACAGCAGGGCCAAAUAUUUUAAGCGACGUCGAUCUAGUGAUAAAUCUCGAGACUACUAAGAAGACAGCUGCAGAGAUACAAAUAAAGGUCGCCGAAGCUAAAGUGACAGCUGUGAAAAUUGACCAAGCUCGAGAAAUUUAUCGCACAGUGGCAUCCAGAGCCAGUCUUCUGUACUUCGUAUUGAAUGAUCUUAGCAAGAUAAACAUGCUCUAUCAGUUUUCGUUGAAAGCGUUCAGCGUGGUCUUCCAGAAUGCGAUUAAAUUUGCUGAAGAGGCGGACACGUUGCCAAAUCGUGUUGCACUUCUGAUCGACAGCAUCACGUAUUUAGUUUUCAUUUACACCAGCAGAGGAUUAUUCGAAAACGACAAGCUAACGUUCCUUUGUCAAAUGACAAUUCAGAUUUUCAUGCAAUCAGAAGAGAUAACGCAGUCUGAGCUCGAUUUUCUUUUACGAUUCCCGUAUAUACCUGACUUAAUCAGUCCGGUGGACUUCCUCACAAACGUUGGUUGGGGUGGGAUCAAAUAUUUGAGCCAAAUGGACGACUUUCGGAAUUUAGAGAAGGACAUAGAAGGCGCUGCGAAAAGAUGGAAAAAGUUCGUGGAAUCGGAGACACCGGAACGAGAAAAUUUUCCUCAGGACUGGAAAAACAAAACUGCUUUGCAAAGGCUCUGCAUUAUGAGAUGCCUUAGACUAGAUCGAAUGACUUAUGCACUUAGGUGUUUCGUAGAAGAAAAACUGGGUUCGAAGUUUGUAGAAUCUAGGUCUCCCCCUUUCCAUAAAUCCUUCGAGGAAACUAGUUCAAUUACACCUGUAUUUUUUAUUCUCUCGCCAGGCGUCGAUCCUCUGAAGGAUGUGGAAAAACUUGGAAAACAAUUAGGUUUCACGUUUGAAGGCAGAAAUUUCCAUAAUGUUUCAUUGGGUCAAGGUCAGGAACCAGUUGCCGAAGAAGCAAUGAUUGUUUCAGCAAAUGAAGGACACUGGGUGAUCUUGCAGAAUGUUCAUUUAGUAAAGAAAUGGUUACCUACGUUAGAAAAGAGAAUGGAACAGUUGUCAGAAAGUCCUCAUGAUGAUUAUCGAUUAUUUAUCAGUGCUGAACCCAGUCCAAAUCCUCGGGAAUCGAUAAUACCGCAGGGAAUACUGGAAUCAGCUAUAAAAAUCACAAACGAACCGCCAUCGGGAAUUCAGGCGAACAUUCACAAAGCAUUGGACAACUUCAGCCAAGAAACUUUAGAAUCCUGCAGCAAAGAAACGGAAUUUAAAGCCGUAUUGUUCGCGCUGUGUUAUUAUCACGCUGUACUUGCAGAACGUCGAAAAUUCGGAGCACAAGGAUGGAACAGGUCGUAUCCGUUCAAUUUUGGUGACUUGACGAUCAGCGUGUCCGUGUUGUUUAAUUAUCUGGAGAACAGUAUCAAAGUACCAUGGGAGGAUCUCCGCUAUUUGUUUGGGGAAAUAAUGUACGGUGGUCAUAUAACAGAUGACUGGGACAGGAGAUUAUGUAGAACAUAUUUAAUGGUAUAUCUGAAACCGGAAUUAGUUGAAGGUGAAUUAUAUUUGGCAUCUGAGUUUCUGGUGCCGCCUAACAGCGAUUACACAGCUUACCAUCAGUAUGUCGAUGAUUUCCUGCCUAGUGAAAGUCCAGUUCUUUAUGGUCUUCAUCCUAAUGCUGAAAUUGGAUUUUUAACAUCAACCGCGGAAAACUUGUUUAAAACGCUACUCGAAAUAUUAACGCAAACUGCGAGCGAUACAGAAGGAGAAAUAUCGAAAGAAGAUAAAAUGAAAGGUAUUUUAGAAGAUUUAUUAGAUAAAUUACCAGAAGAAUUCAAUAUAGCAGAACUUCAUGGCAAGGUUGAAGAUCGAACACCCUACGUUACAGUUGCAUUACAAGAAUGUGAACGAAUGAAUAUUUUAUGUGCAGAACUUAGAAGAUCUCUCAGGGAAUUGGAAUUGGGUUUGAAAGGUGAAUUAACAAUUAACGCUGAGAUGGAAGAUUUACAAAAUUACAUAAUGAUGGAUGCCGUUCCGCCAUCUUGGACUAAGCGAGCAUACCCUUCAAAUUUAGGAUUGAAUAGUUGGUUUGCGGAUAUGCUGAAUAGAAUGAAUGAAUUAUCGAAUUGGACUACUGAUUUUAGCUUACCAUCAUCGGUAUGGUUAGGCGGUUUUUUCAAUCCACAAUCGUUUCUAACUGCAAUUAUGCAGCAAACUGCGCGCAAAAAUGAAUGGCCAUUGGACAAGAUGUGUUUAUACUGUGAAGUUAUGAGAAAAUUUAAGGAAGAAAUCACGUCAGCACCAAGGGAAGGUGCUUACAUAAAUGGACUAUAUAUGGACGGCGCACGAUGGGAUACCCAAGCAGGAUGCAUCAUGGACUCUCGGUUUAAGGAAUUGCAUCCGCUGAUGCCCGUCGUUUAUAUUCGAGCAAUUACGCAAGAUAAGCAAGAUCUAAGAAAUAUAUAUGAAUGUCCUGUAUACAAAACUCGAUCUCGGGGGCCUACUUACGUGUGGACAUUUAAUUUAAAAACAAAAGAGAAAGCUGAAAAAUGGAUUCUUGCUGGAGUGGCUAUUUUAUUACAAAUCUGA